This is a messenger RNA of Branchiostoma floridae (Florida lancelet), 396 nucleotides long. Its product is annotated as basic salivary proline-rich protein 2-like. The transcript has a single exon. The coding region runs from base 1 to 396 and encodes 131 amino acids. Lineage: Eukaryota; Metazoa; Chordata; Leptocardii; Amphioxiformes; Branchiostomatidae. The record is from RefSeq and is a predicted model, not a curated record.
AUGCACAGGAGACCAUCAGUCGAUAACCCGCCUAACAUCUCAGCUGGCCCUACUUCAGAGAGACUCGGACACUUCUCUAGUACACCAUGGAACAGUAACCCUCCCCCUCACCAAGGACCCGCGGCCCCAAGUUCAUCUAAAGCUCCGAUGGGACAUCCAAUGAACCCGUCCAGAAGCUCAACAGGACACUGGACUCAGCCGCCACCCAUACCAAGUCGUCUCCCCGGACUCUGGGGUCCGCCCAUGCUCAACCAACCGGCCGGCCCGUGGGGAUUCUCCCCGAUGAACACUCCUGUCCUCACCCCGCCCCGCCAGUCCCAGCCUCCACGGAUGACCCCACCGCCCUGGUCCUGGCAUCCUAACAUGCUGUGGCCUCCAAUGUUCCCGGUGUGGUAG